UAAUCGUUUGACAGCACUACUUUUUAACCACCUCAGGUAUUCAGUCAUAGGAUGGACCACUCAGCUCUCCACCGCCUCAUCUGCCUGUCCGUCAUUCUGCUAACCAGGCUCGCUACUCAUGCCACCCCAGUCAUUUUCAAUGACUCUUUGGAGGGCAGUGGACAGUGGGACUCUGGGAGCACAGACCUGACCCACACACCCACGAUGUCCUUCUUCAAUGAAUCAGUGAAGUCCACCUCCAUAGAUGGAGAAAAACAUAGCAAAUCAUUCUUGGAUCAGCUGGUGGAUUUCUUACAAGAGAACCACCUUCCCAUAAUCGUCAUUACCACAUUAGUUUUUCUUAUCAUCACCAUCCUCUGCUCAGCUGCCAUCUUGAGUCGCCGACUUAAAGUCAGCACCUACUAUCCUUGCGCUUUCCCUUCCAAGAUGUACGUGGAUGAACGAGACAAGACCGGAGGAACACGCUUCUUCAGCGAAGUCCCAGAGAAAGCCAACACCAGCUCCAGUGAGGAGCCAGUGAAUUCAGCCAGGCAGCUCCACGAGGACAUCAUGCUGGCUACCAAGAACCUCCGAACGCCAAUCAAGACCCCAUGGAAGGAGAAGAAUGAAGUGGCGGAAUACCAAAAACAUGCAGAUGAUGAGGGAAGUGCUCAGUGCGACAAAAGUCAAGAGGAGAGCUGUGGCUCACUAGAGGACAAGACCACAAAUCAGUUUGCUGUUGAGGAUACUGUGGAAAAGAGCUGCCCCAGCAGGUCCCAGGACAGUAUCCCCGCUUAUGACAUGGAAAAGACUGACCCCUUGGACUCCGGGCCCCCUGAAGAGAGCAAACAUUCAUCUGGGCCAGAGAAUUCAGAGAUCCAUGAGGACACGAACAAACAGGAUGUUGCUACUUCAGGCUCACCAUUUAUCAGUGAAGAGAAAACGGCAUUUUAGCUUGGACAUUUUUAAAGCCUUAAAGGAAACACUUAGACACAAAUACAGACCAAAGUGCAUUUCUUGCACACAUUGUAAAACUAAAAAAAAAAAAAAAAAAAUUUUGUAUUAUGAAGUUUCAUUGAGAUAGUUCAUGAAAAAUAUAUGGCUUUAAUAUUGUUUGUAACUCUUCGAUUUUCCAAAUAUAAAAUGUAAUAAUCUGUUUUAAGUUCCUUAAGAGUAAAUGAUAUGAACGGACGCCUAUCGGGCAAGACAUAAAAUCUGCUUUUUAAAUGUUGGUUGUCAUGAAUUUCUUUUCAUUUGACAUGAUGACUCUUUAACCCUAAAUCAGAAAUGAUCUUUAUUCUUGUUUGCUUUACUCUCUAUUAUUAGCGAUGACAUCCAUAAAAACUGGAAAGGUUAGGGUCAGGGAAGUAGAUUGCGUGAAUGGCUCGCAAUGCACUAUAAACACACGCAUCCACAAAAUAAAACAAGCACACUCACGACUCCAAUUAAGGAGACAAGUCUAAGUGUAGAAAAGCUUUGCAGUGAGUCAGCUUAUUGUUUACAUAUUCUGGCUCGAAGCAUUUCCUUUCAAGGUCGAGAGGUAUUCAGCCACAGCAAGUCCCAUGCCACCUUUCAAACAGUUUAGUCUAAGAUCAGUUAGUCUCAACACAUACUUUAUGAAGAACACAAUAUUCUUAAUAAACUUACUACAACAUUUGACCACAUUUCAUACUUCAUUACUUGAAUGUUCAAGACAAUCUGCCAUCUACAAUUUCUAAAAAACAAAAAAUGUUUAAUUUUUUUUAAUUAACAAAAAAAUAACUCCACCGAUAGUUUGCUUCAGAUCUACUGAGGCUGCAGAUCUGUUGGUAUGUUACUUAUAGCAUAACAGUUCAUGAAACAAACCUCACGUUGAGAUGUAUAAUCACAUUUUCAAAUGAAAACCAUAUACUAGCUAUGCUGAAACCAGGUACAAUGCAAAAUCAGUUCAUCACUGUAAAUUAGCAUCAUAUUUCUAGAUUCCACGGGUAUGCAAUAUUAAUUCCAAUGCCCACAUGAUUGAGGUUUACUCAUGCUUUAUUUAAAAGUACUGAUGUUUGAAAGGCCAUCGAAUGAAAGCCCAGCAGCAUAAAUCACCAUCGUAAAUCACAUCUUUGUUCUUUCAAACUAAAAUAAUAGAAUAAGAUCAUUUGUGUGCGUGUUCAGCUAGCAAGUGAAACCACUGACACUCUUUUUCAUUACAUCAACAGAUCUAAAUAAAUGGCUUAGACUGUAACAGUGUGGGUCAGUACUUUUAUAUUGUGCAUUUAAAAGACUCGCUACAGUGCAAGAGUUGGAGAGCUUUGGUCUAAACUCAAAGGGAGGACAAAGAGCAUUGAUUCUCAACUGGUUUUGUUUCAAGACC
This is a messenger RNA of Sinocyclocheilus grahami, 2323 nucleotides long. Its product is annotated as transmembrane protein 119-like. The coding region runs from base 52 to 933 and encodes 293 amino acids. NCBI's taxonomy places the organism in Eukaryota, Metazoa, Chordata, Actinopteri, Cypriniformes, Cyprinidae. The transcript has a single exon. Gene Ontology annotation, cellular component: plasma membrane. Gene Ontology annotation, biological process: positive regulation of osteoblast proliferation; positive regulation of bone mineralization; positive regulation of osteoblast differentiation. The record is from RefSeq and is a predicted model, not a curated record.